CCCGACGCGACUCGAUAGCGCGCAUCGACGUAAUCGCCGAAGCUUAAUCGUCGCCCGCGCUCGACACAGGAAAAGACCAAGACGAAGAAGAAAAGGCGCAGGUGCGGGCAAAGCACCGUCGCAGCAAUCGACCAGCGACGCCGGCCUGGGCGCCUCGCAUCCUAUCGUUGGACCUCUUCGCGCUGGGCUUGCAGGCUCGUUUGCGACAGCCGCCGCUGCGCCGUGGGCCUCGCUCGUCUCCGUCGCCUCUUUCGCCGUCUCUUUCGCCGUCUCUUUCGCCGUCUCUUUCGCCGUCGCCUUCUUCUUGCCCGUCGCGUCGGGCAGCCCGCAAAGAAGCAACUCGGGGCCUGUGGACCAACGGCCUGUCGCGCACGCCCUUCCCACGGCCUAUAUCCAUGGCCUUUUAUUGGCAUUAGCGCGCCCGCGAUUCAUCAUUGCGCCCUCAUGGCACGCUGAUCGGCCGAGAAAGCAGCUGAGAGCGUCUUGUCGCGGAGAACCAUGCAGGUCGACUUUGGCGACGAGGGACCGACGGAGCACUCUCUCCUGACAGCAAACGCCCACGCCCACGCUCACGCCCACGCCCACGGCCACAGCCACGCCCACGCCCACUACGAGCACCCGGCGCCCGGCAGCGGCCCCGCCUACUCGCCCUUCCGCCAUCCCUCCAACGGCGGCGGCAGCGCGAGCACCAGCGCUGGAGGAGGCGUGCCAGCGAUUGACCCGGGACUGGACCAGAGCACAGGUGCCAGCCGCAAUGUGCACACGCCCAUGUCGGCCGUCCCCCACCAGGCACAGUCAGGCCAUCUACUUCAGCCCGACAAUGCCAGUCAUCUUCCCCACGGCUUCUAUGGCGACAUGCGCAACUCGCAGACUCCCCCCGCCUCUGCGAAUGCCUCGCCGCGCUUCUCCGCCAUCUCGCCCACCAGCCAGCCGCGCCAGCCAACAGCCAACUUCGAGCCCGCCGACCGCGACCCUCCCCCGCGCGACGUCUCGGACGACUCGAUUGACAAUGCCUACGCCGCCUUCAUCCUCUACUGCAACCCAAACUUCCCCACCACCACCGACACGAGCGAGCUGGUCAAGCUGUUCAGGACACCCCCCAAGAGCGACGGCAACGCAUUCAGCACAUGGGCCCUCUUUGAGCUGAUCCGCAAGUUUGACGCAAAAGAAAUAAAGACAUGGACACAGCUGGCGCUGGAUCUGGGCGUAAAGCCCCCCAACACAGACGAGGGACAGAGCACGCAAAAAGUGCAGCAGUACUCUGUUAGGUUAAAGCGAUGGAUGCGCGCUAUGCACAUUGAUGCAUUUUUUGAAUAUCUGCUCGGCAAGCAACACCCCUACUUCCUGCAGAUACCACCACCGCACAAUCCCUUCCCAAGCGAAGGGCGUGACGGCGUGCCGCUAGAGGAAGACUUGGCCAUCAGGGCGUUAGAUCCAAAGUUCAAGCCCAAGCGUGGACGCCGGAAAGCCGAAGAUGGAGAGGAUGAUAUCGACUUUGACGAGGGCACACCAGCUCGCAAACGGCCUCAGCUUGAUACCUCUGUGGCAUUUGGCAAUGUAUUGCAGCCGCAGUCAGCAUAUCCGACGAGCGCUCACCCAAAUAACAUACACGGAGGCUUCCUGACGCCACAAGAUCCAUGGACUGCAGUCUCAACCGUCACUCCGUCCUCUGCCAACACUGCGGCCUCGGCUCCCAGUCGUCUAGGGCAGAGUGGGCUUACUCCGUAUACAUAUUCCCCAAUGGCAGGACAUCAUACACGGUGGCGUGUAAAUGCGCAAGAUACGCCUCACACACCUCAUCCGCUUUCUGCUGUGACCCCGCAGUCUGCUUAUCCGUUUUUUGACGAACCCCAAUCUGCAGUCACUCCCUCAAGUACAAGGUCGCGCUCUCGUCGGCGUCACGGUCCUGCUGUAUCGUCGGCAUGGUCAUCCAACACCGGCUCCUCCACGGGCAAGCUGCGCGGCCGGCCUCCCAGUAAUCGCUCAAUCAAAGAUGGGCCAUUUGUGACAUUUCCAGCGAACCCCAAGACUAAAGAAGGACCGCCAAUUGACCGGAACCCAAGCAAUCUGACGCCCAUUGUCGAGCGAGCGCACUCAGACCCUCCGGCCCCAGAGAACUCUGUUCGUUUCCCGCCUACACCAGCGUCUGCCGUUGCUCCAUCCAAGAUUGAUGGACCACCCGUGGGAAGUGCGCCACAGAAGCAGCGACUGAGUCUUCAGGUUCCACCCAAUGUCGGCAAUCCUGUAGUACGGAUGACCACGCCUACUGUACUCGUCAACGGAUUGGAGAAUGAUUCCCCCAGCACUGGACUAGGGCCGUCUCCUGUAAGCGCUGCCUCUGCGCAAGUCUCGUCUGCGAAUGCAUACGAGCAACAAAACAUGUACGAUAAACAACACCGUCCAACACAUCAGACGUAUCACGGGGCUCUCACGCCGUCCGAGACGCCCGCGCAACCGCGACCGCCGCCACCAACACGCUCACAGACAGAACCAGAGCUUUCAACAUCAUCCCAACUCCCGUCAGCAGUCCCGUUAGAGACGCUGAACCGCGCGCUAGCUGCCGAACUAAUACGCGCCCCCUUGACUGGUCGACGGAAGCGCCUGCGAGGCAACGAAGCCAAGACACUCGCUUCCGCCAUCCUGCAGCCCCUCUAUGCCAAGCCCACACCUGGCACAACAUCGCCAGCCAAAGUGAUGAACGACUACGCGCUCAGCAUCGCCAUCAGCAGUUGUCUCGGUCUCGCCGGCACUGUUGGCGUGGGUACUGGCGGGCCCACAGGAGGCGUCCGACGCGUUGAAUGCAUACGCUUCCGCGUGGGCGGCGACGGCUACGAGUCGCCCAUUGACGAUGACGACGACGACACUACCACCAACAAUAACAACACUAACAACAAUAACCAAGACGAAUCAGAUUCCCUGUCUCGAAGUAGCGCAAACAUCAAAGAAACAUUCGACGUCUUUUUCGCUGUUUCCUUUGGUGGCCUAACGGGAGAAUGGAUAGCAAAAGGUCUUGACAUUAACAAUUCAUCCAAAUCCAGUGCCGACGGCGACAAUGCCCCGAGAGACUUGUCACAAUUUGACAACACCGAAGCAGCGCCUGGUGCGUGGAAAAACAAGUUUCUGGAUGCGCAGCAGAAGCUCUGGGAAACGCAGGAUGAAGUCAAGAUGCUCAAAGAGAGGAUUUUGGAGACUGUGCUUUAGACGUUCAUCAUCAUCAUCACCAUCGUCUUCGUCUUCUUCGUCUUCGUCUCUUUUUUUUGCAGUUUUUCUUUAUUCCUGCUCUCCUUAUCAAAGUCUCUCUCUCUCGCCAUUUUCCCACGACGCCGAGUGUGCGACAAGGCGGAAGCAAGACCACGGAACCAGGGGAGAGACGGUGCAGUAUAUAAAUUGCGGCAUGGAUGGGAUGCAUGGAUGGAUGCAUGGGGUAUAUAUGGAAACAUCCGUUUCUUGUUGGAUUUUGCACUUGGAUCGCGGGUAUCUCGGCGUAUAUGGGGAGGUUUUUGAUGAGCUUGUACGUGUGUGUAUGUAUGUGUGUGUGGACUAC
Molecule: messenger RNA, 3544 nt
Organism: Exserohilum turcica Et28A
Lineage: Eukaryota; Fungi; Ascomycota; Dothideomycetes; Pleosporales; Pleosporaceae
Exons: 2
Coding region: 499-3201 (900 amino acids)
Molecular function (GO): DNA replication origin binding
Source: RefSeq, a predicted model, not a curated record